Rotaria sordida is the source of this 1116-nucleotide messenger RNA. NCBI's taxonomy places the organism in Eukaryota, Metazoa, Rotifera, Eurotatoria, Philodinida, Philodinidae. The record is from the annotation of a GenBank genome assembly.
AUGUAUGAUGAAAAAAAUAGUUCAACUAAUGCUACAAUUCAAUGUAGAUUUAAUGUAGCAUUAUUUCUUCGAUAUUCUGGCACACUUGUUGUUAUACUUGGUUUUAUUGGAAAUAUUUUAUCUAUUGUUGUAUUUAGUCGAAAAGCACUUCGUUCUCGUUCAUGUUCAAUUUAUUUUUUAGCAUUAAGUAUGAGUGAUAUUAAUGUAUUAAUUGGUUAUACAUUUGAAAAUCUUCUUUAUCAUGGAUAUAAUAUUCAAGUAUUAUCAAAUUCAUUUAUGUGUAAAUCAAUUAUUUUUCUUAUUUAUGCGUCUACAGAUAUAUCAAAUUAUCUUCUUACAUUAGCUGCUAUGGAUCGUUGUAUUCUUAUUUCAAAUUCUACAAUACGUUAUCGUUUUUGUCGAAAAUUAACAGCUAAAUUAAUGAUUAUAUGUGUUAUUAUUUUAUUUAGUCUUAUAAAUAGUCAUUUUUUAUUUGGUUUUCAUAUUGAUAAUGAUGGGUUUUGUUUACCAGCAUCUAAAAAUUAUAAUUUUUUUUAUGUUCAUCAUUAUGAUUCAUAUAUAGAUAUAAUUAAAACAGUUCUUAUACCAUUUAUAAUUAUAUUUAUCUGUAAUAUAUUUAUUAUAUUUAAAUAUACACGAAGAAAUACAUUAAUAUCAAGUACUUCGAUAAGACGAAAAAAUCGUCGUCGUAGAGAAAAAGAUCGUCAAUUAACAUGGUUUUUAUUAUCAACAUCACUAUUAUUCAUAUUUUUAUCAUUACCAUCAGAAAUCAAUGAUUUUGUUCGUACACAUUUAAGUCAAAAAUUUCAAACAAUUUAUGCUUGUCAAUUAUGGGCUAGUACAACAUUAUUUAUUCUUAUACAUCAAAUAAAUCAUGCAUCACAUUUUUAUGUUUAUACAUUAACAGGACCAAUAUUUCGAAAAGAAUUUCAAAAAUUAAUAUGUUUAUUUCAAAAACAAACAUCUAAAAGAAAUUUAUUUCAUUCUUUAAAAAAACAAUCAUUAACAAUACAUUAUACACAACAUAAUGAUAUUGAUGAUCGACGAUUAAGUAGUCCAUUUCAACAAACAAAUUUGAAUUCAUCAGAACGUUUAAGUUUUCAAUUAGAUGUUUAA